Molecule: messenger RNA, 1898 nt
Organism: Rhagoletis zephyria (snowberry fruit fly)
Lineage: Eukaryota; Metazoa; Arthropoda; Insecta; Diptera; Tephritidae
Product: rho GTPase-activating protein 18-like
Biological process (GO): regulation of actin filament polymerization; regulation of small GTPase mediated signal transduction; signal transduction
Cellular component (GO): cytoplasm
Molecular function (GO): GTPase activator activity
Source: RefSeq, a predicted model, not a curated record
UCACACAUCUUUUUACCUUACCCAAGGAUACGCUUUUAUAUUUUAUGUAACUCGAUUGAAUUUUGCCAUUUUCAGGAUGUUGUGGAUAGCUGUGACGCUUCAUUAGAGUUUUGUACCGAUAUAGAUACUAUAAAUGAGACAGAAUUGAAGCGACUACAAACUGUUUUUUGGUUAGAAUUAGCGGCAAUUUUUGACCGUAAUCAUGUGUCACUGGACAAGCGAAAACCGUUCAAGCGACGACGCAAAGAGGAAGGUAACCUCUUCGGAGUUUCUCUGAAUGCGCUUAUAAGACGCGAUCAACAAAUAACAGGAAGGGACUCUACGUUGGUGCCGUUAUUCCUUGAAGGUAUUUUAGAAGAGCUGACGAAACGUGGUGCUAGAGAAGAAGGUAUCCUGCGCGUCGCCGGGCACAAGCAAAAGACUGAAAUACUAUACAAUGAACUGGAGUCAAGCUUCUAUCAGAAGCCUAAAAAGUUUACUCAGCUAUUGAGCUCAGCCAGUCAUGAUCUAAGUGCACUACUUAAGCGUUGGUUGAGGGAAUUGCCUCAACCGCUACUUACCAAUGAGCUCAUUCAGCUAUUCUAUCAAUGCCAUGCUUUACCCCUUUCGGAUCAAUCCAAAGCCCUAGCGAUUAUUUGCCAGAUGUUGCCGCAUGAAAAUCGAAAUACGUUACGAUCGUUGCUACGCUUUCUGAACAAUGUCAUUGAGCAGAAAGAAUACAAUAAGAUGAAUAUGCAUAAUGUAUCAACAAUAAUUGCGCCGUCAUUUUUCCCGCCACGUUACAUACAUCCAAUUGACAAGAAUAGCAUUGAAGAGCAAGUUAAGAUGGCUGCUCAGUGCUGUCGUCUUACUAAUAUGCUGAUAACACGUGGUGAGUCGCUGUUUCAAGUGCCAAAUUGCUUAAUUGAGGAUUCCAAAUCAAGUAAAACGCGGCAGGGUAAACGCCUUUUACAUAGACGCCUUAAAGCCACAACUUCGUUACUUCAUCCGAGUAUUAGCAAUAAUACAGGUGACACUAGCCACCAUCAUAUUCAUUUGCGGUCGAACCACCAGGAAAAUAGUCACCUAGUCAAUGUGGUGACUGUGGAUGGUAGGGAUACCGUCAAGCGUCAACAGUCAAUUAAUCCAAGUCAUGUGCACCGUCUAAUCAUUUGAUCCUUAUGGGGAGUAAGUUGAUCCAGCAGCAUAUAUGUAUGUGUGCAAAACUAUUUAGUUAAACUCUCAAGUAUGUAUAUGCAUAAGCAGAACAACACAUGUAUGUAUGUAGUCUUGCUUUUUGUUUAAUUGGAACAAAUAUUUAAAAGUUGCUUUAGAAAAAUUAAAAUAUGAACAUUUGCCCUGCUAUAUGUUUCACUAUCCUGAAAUUAUUAUGUAUGUAUGUAUAUACAUACAUACAUAACUGUGCCGUUCAUUGAAAAUAGCUUAAGUGGCUUGACUUUGAACUAAAAAAAUAAUCAGUUUCCCUUGAGCAUUUUUAUAUUUUUACUAAGCUUCUAAAGAGGCAUCUUGAACUACACUUUAAAAUAUGUUUGGGAACCCAAUGAAAUGUUGCUUUAAAGGGAAAACGGCCUAUCCUGACUCAGGCUACUUUAAUUGAACGACACAGAUAUGUAUGUAGGUAUUUUAGUAAAUGAUAUAUGAAAAUCGAGAUUGGAAUUUGUAAAACAUAAAAUAAGAUACUAUAUAUUUGUAAGCUAUAAUUGGAGCUUUUUACACAUAAUUUUACCUUCUGUGAGUUACACCUGUGCAAAGGUUCGAAAAUAAAUUUGUUUGCUUUUCUGAGGAUGGAGUACGUAAAUUAUACUCUACUAAUGCAGUUUGAUGACAAACUGCUGACGCAAAGAAUUUUCAAACCUCUAAACGAGGUACCGUUAUCAGUGGAAGAGGGGGGGAGGUCG